AUGGUUAUCCUCAUUACCAAUGUGGAAACAGAAACUCAGGGAAGAAACAAUUUGUAUUUUUUUGAGUCCACUUCAUUUGGAAAGCCUAUGUUGGAGUCACCAUAUAUGUGGGUUUGAACCAAACUUUUUGUUCAAGUAAGUCUAUGCACCUCAGAUCCAAAUUUGGUGGUGUUCCAGGAUACCUGCAGCACCACUCCGUCUGACUUUGCAUCUCCAACCUAUGACCUCAGCAAGAGUGGAUGUAAUUGAGAUGAGACUUGUAAGGUGUAUCCCUUACCUCGACACUGUGCAAGAUUCCAGUUUAACUCCUUUGAAUUCUUGAGGUGACUGGGCUCCGUGUAUCUCGAGUGUAAGGUUUCUAGUGGUAGUAGUAAUCAGUCUCGCUGCAACCAGACAGUUUUUCUGAAAAAAAGAGACAUUUCUUCAUACAAAUAGAAGACUAAUUCUGUCAUAGUAUGCAUUCAUCUGAAAAGGGAUUGACGGGCAAGUGGAAAUUCAGAAUUCAGUAUCAAACGCAUUGAAACUCAGAUUCAACCUUUUAACAAUCUGCAUCUGUUUUCGUUCAUGGUCCUUGUUCUGAAUAUUGUGAUUGUGGCUACAAUUCUAGCAAGGCAUUUUGUGAGUCAGAGAACAGACUACAAAGUCCAGAAACUGCAGGACUAUUAACUAAAAGGUUCAGACUUAAGUGAAAUGCAUUUCUCCUGAGUGUCGAAGAAGUGCUACCUCGUGGCUAGAUACAUAAGGAAUAAAUUAAGGAGGGCCCCAUAAAAGAGGGGGAAAAACCUACAAACCACAUUCAAGAAAAUUAAAAAAUAAAAAAGAAUCUCCUUCCAUGAGACCUUUACACUGAACCUUUUAGGACAUAUUCAUUUCUACUCUAUGUGCUAUUUUCUGGAGUAUACCAUAGCUUAAAUAAUAAUGCAAAAAUGGAUUCACUAAUGAUUCCUAUAUUUUACGUGCACAACACCUAGGCCUCUGUCAUCAUCGGAUUGAAUCCCAAUCUUCUAUAGCUGAAAAAUAACAUUUCCAUAUUUAUUUCUUUAACGCCUUCAUCUUAAGAGCCGGUGUUCUACAGAGAGGAUAUUAUACUAGGACUACUCGACUCUAAGGUGGUAUUUCCUUGUGGAGGUAACCACAUUUCCUCCUUUGUUAUUAAACUGGGGAGGCAGUCUUAGAUGGAUAAAACAAGAAGGAAUUGGAUGCUAAAACAAUUUUCCCUGUACUCCCCAGCCAUCAGUACUUAGGUUGACAGGUUAGCUACCAUUUUGCUUGCCAUGUAAAGGUACAGUGUGGAAUUAGGUUAAUCUUCACUUCAAAAAUCUGAAGACGUUUGCCAGUUGAAUUUAGAGUACAUUAAGCAACCAUUAAAUGCCCUUUUAUCAUGUUUCAGAUCAUGAGAGGCUCGCUGCCCUCAAAUUUGUGUGAAAAGUCAGUUGCCUCAGGAAGUCCUAGGAGUUCAAAAGCUGUCAGUGCAAGUGUUCCCAACCCAAGGCCUGGGAUGGCAGCUGUGACUUGGUUCCCAUGUCACCAGGCCCUACAGCACAGGAGAUCAGCUCCGCCUGCCACAAAGCCUAAAGGGCAUGAGACUACAUUGAUAGAUUUGGGCUUGGAAAGUGUAAACACAUAAAAAUAUGCAUUUUUUUUUCUUUGAGCAUGAUAUAGUCUUUUAAUUGGUUAAUAUAUGAUUUUUUCUUCUAGUGUCAUCCACUUAAAUAAUUUUUCCAUGUUAUAAAGUAAUACUUGUUUAUUGAAGGAACAUAUUUACUGAAGAAAAUCCAUGUUUAUUCAGGAAGAAUACAGGCAAGGAAAAAACACAAAUGUUAAAU
Messenger RNA from Physeter macrocephalus (sperm whale), 1826 nucleotides. RefSeq names its product CUB and zona pellucida like domains 1 (gene CUZD1). The record is from RefSeq and is a predicted model, not a curated record. Gene Ontology annotation, cellular component: cell surface. NCBI's taxonomy places the organism in Eukaryota, Metazoa, Chordata, Mammalia, Artiodactyla, Physeteridae.